AUGGCCGACGAUACUACAGAAUUUACAGAGUCGAACAUUUGGGAAUCCCCCUCACAGGAAGAUGGCCCACCGACAUCUCGUCCAAGAACUCCUAGAACCCCCAAGACCCCUAAGACACCGACACAAGAGCGCCCAGAGCCCAUAGAUCAUGAAGCGGCACUGCGCAAGGAACUUGAAGGUGUUCGGAGUAUAAAUGAAUCCAUUGAAGGCGUCAUCUCAUCCCUGGAGCGCGCAGGUGGUAACAUGAACACCGUUUUGAGCACUGUUAACAACGCCUCUGUUCUCCUCAAUACUUGGACCCGGAUAUUAUCCCAGACCGAGCAUAAUCAGCGAUUGAUCUUAGACCCAGAAUGGAAAGGUGCAACGGAAGACAUGGCCGAGCAAGAAGCGGAAGCUAUUCAAAGACAGCAGGCCGCUGAACGAAAAGCCGCGGAAGAAGAAGAAAGACGUGAGCAAUUGCGACAGCGUCGUGAAGAAGAAGAGGAGAGACGAAGACUGGCAGCAGCUGCGCCCGCCCGAGGAACACGAGGAACUCGAACAACCCGGGGAGUUAGAGGCGCAACCCGGGCGCGAGGGACUGCAAGAGCUGGGAGCUCAACUGCCACAUCUACAAGCAGAACGACGGGCAUACCAAGUCGCGGAACCUCUAACAUCGGCCGAGGGUUUGGUGCGCGUCGAGCUCGAGGGGCAUAA
Fusarium coffeatum is the source of this 693-nucleotide messenger RNA. RefSeq lists its product as uncharacterized. Gene Ontology annotation, biological process: mitotic cell cycle. The coding region runs from base 1 to 693 and encodes 230 amino acids. The record is from RefSeq and is a predicted model, not a curated record. Gene Ontology annotation, cellular component: DASH complex; mitotic spindle. The transcript has 2 exons. Lineage: Eukaryota; Fungi; Ascomycota; Sordariomycetes; Hypocreales; Nectriaceae.